CUGCACUGUUGGCACGCAAAAGGCGUUGAGAAAGUGGAAACGAAUAAAUAAAUAGAAUAGUUAAGCUAAAAUCCAGAUUCAUCGUGUUAUCACGCUAGCGUUGUUUUGUUCUGUUGUUGAAAUGAAAUGACUGAACCAGAACCUCCUCCAUUUUCUUCUGCUUCUUCUUCAGUAGUUGAAGAAGUCGAAAUCGUUGAAAGCUUAACCCUAAUUCCUGGCCUCCCAAAGGAUGUGGCGGCGCUGAUCCUGUCGUUGAUCCCUUACUCCCACCAGGCGCGGCUGAAGGCCACCUGCAAAUCGUGGCGCCUCUUCCUCUCAUCGAAAACCCUCCGCCGACUUCGACUCCGAGAACUUUGUUCCCAGUCCCACCUCCUCUGCAUCUUCCCUCAAGACCCAUCACUGGAGUCCCCUUUCCUCUUCGACAGGGACAACCUGGCCUGGGCCCCACUUCCAACCACACCCCCAAACCCCCACACCUACGGCCUUUGCAACUUCACCUCCCUCUCCAUUGGAGCCCACCUCUACGUCCUCGGUGGGUCCCUCUUCGACACCCGAUCCUUCCCCAUCGAUCGCCCUUCCCCUUCCUCCUCCACCUUCCGCUUCGAUUUCACCACCCAUUCUUGGGAAUCCCUCGCCCCUAUGAUACACGCGCGGGGGAGUUUCGCCUGCGCUGCUGGAUCCAACAACCACAUCUUGGUGGCCGGAGGCGGGUCCCGCCACACGGUAUUCAGUGCGGCUGGGACUAGAAUGAAUUCGGUGGAGCGAUACGAUAUCGGGAAGAACGAGUGGGUGGAAUUGGAGCGUUUGCCUGGUAUGCGAGCCGGGUGCGUGGGGUUCUUUGUGGAGAAAGAAGAAAAGAGCGGAUUUUGGGUGAUGGGAGGGUACGGGGAGGAGAGGACGAUAGGUGGGGUGUUCCCCGUGGAUGAGUAUUGCAGGGACGCUGUGGUCAUGCAGUUCAACAACAGCACUGGGUGUGGGAACUGGAGAGAGGUUGGGGAUAUGUGGGAACAAGGGGAGAAAGUCAGGGUUGGCAAGAUUGUGGUUGUCGAGGAUCACGAGAGAUCGGGUCAUCCCGGGGUCUUUAUGCUCGACGGCAACCAUAUUUUCAGAUAUGACAUGGCUUCAAACCGUUGGCAGGAGGAGUCGCAUGUUCCAAAAAAAACUCCUCAUAACUCAGCAUUUGGUUUUGUUGUAUUGGAUGGGGAAUUGCAUGUAUUGACCCUAUUGAAUGCAUUUGAUCCACAAGAAACCCGAAGGAAGCAACAUCAUAAGAGGGCUGGAACACUUUACAUCCAGAUCUACCAUCCCAAGAAGAAGACCUGGAGAACUCUCAUUACAAAGUCACCGUUCCCUCACCCUUUAGAUUUUAAUACUGCAGUAAUGUGCAGCAUUCGAUUGUGAACUAUAGUAAUUCUCAUUUGUGUGCUGCAAGUACUCUUACCAAACCACAAAUUUACUCUAUCUCAGAAAAUAGAAAAGAGGGUAAAAAAGAAGAAUGAUUCAUGUGUGAGUGAUUGAUGUUAAUUGACGUGGUCGUUUGCCUUUGGCUUAUUUGUAUAUAGACCUCAAUGUACAGCUUUACGUGUUUGUUUGAAUGGAUGUAAGUGCUAUAUAAUGUCUCAGUUGUAACCUAAAUGGAGUAAAUAACUCAUUCAGCCCAGGAAAAACAAUUGUCUAUGUAAAUU
This is a messenger RNA of Quercus lobata, 1685 nucleotides long. RefSeq names its product Galactose oxidase/kelch repeat superfamily protein. Lineage: Eukaryota; Viridiplantae; Streptophyta; Magnoliopsida; Fagales; Fagaceae. Gene Ontology annotation, molecular function: protein binding. The record is from RefSeq and is a predicted model, not a curated record. Bases 127 to 1401 code for a protein of 424 amino acids. The transcript is spliced from 2 exons.